GUGAAGUCAAAGACCAAAGGAGAAGAUGAUGAUGAUGAUGGUGGUGAUGAUGAUGAUGAUGGUGUGCACUUCAGGUAAAUCUUCUUGAAUCCCUUGUGAAGAUGAGCCAGGGGCCGAAUCUCGUCCUCCAGUGGCUGUCCAAGCUCCACCUGGCCCAGUACGUGGAGUCCUUCCUGGACAAUGGCUACGACGAUCUGGAAGUCUGCAAGCAGAUCGGGGAGCCCGACCUGGACGCCAUCGGCGUCCGCGUCCAGUACCACAGGCACAGGCUGCUGGCGGCGGUGGAGACGCUGAAGGACCACGACCGAAGGAAGGCACCCGGUUACUAUUUCACCUUAGAGCCUCUGGAUGCUUCUGCCCGCCUCCACCUGUCUCACUCAGACUGCAGGACGCACAGGUCACUGCCGCAGGCCGCGGGGGUCCACCUGCCCUCCUGUCCGGGAAACCACGACCUGAGAUUCACACAGUGCAACGACUUUGUGACCUAUCCCAAACUGAAGCUCAAGGUGCUCAUACGGGACAAGCUGGCGAAAGACGGGAUCAACCUGGGACAGGCGCCUUACUCCCACAAGGACGGCUCGGUAGGGAACCUUGAUGACCUGGCCCAGGAGUACUCUCAGUAUUACGGCACCUCCCUCAGUGACGUGUGUGAAAGGAUGGAGGAGCUCAGGAGACGCAAAGUGGAGCACGAUGCAGAGCUGGGAAAGAUUGACUCAGUGGCCACAUCAGUGCAGCUGCGCUCUCAGAUCCAGGAAUCUCUGGGACUCAGCAGCAACACGUCGACUCCAGAGACAGAGAGGAGGUUUCCUGUGCACAAAUCCAGCUCAGAUGAUGGAUCAGGAGGAAAAUGGGACGGAAAGAGAAAGGGCAAGUCUUUUUGGCAGAGUUUCAAAAAGUCACAGAAGGGAGUUCUGCGCCAGAUUUCCAAAGGUGACGAUGUCGGCUUCGUGGCCAGUGAAGUUACCAUGAGUGAUGAAGAGCGCAUCCAGCUGAUGAUGAUGGUGAAGGAGAACAUGAUCUCUAUAGAAGAAGCUCUGGCACGGUUGAAGGAGUUCGAGAACCAAAACAGACACGUGUGUCGGUCCGAAGCGUCAGAGUGGGCCGAUCCCUGCAGCCCCAACGCAAACGAGGCGCUCAGCUGCAACCCCUGUGACCUCUCAGACAACGAGCAAGAAGAAGCAGUGACCUUCAAGAGGCUUCAUAAACUGGUCAACUCCACCCGCAAAGUGAAGAAGAAGCUGAUCAAGAUCGACGAGUCGAGGAAGCCGGAAGCAGAAGAAAGCAUGAAUGUGGAGGGCCUUCCCUGUGGGGAUCCCAGCAGUUCUCUGUAUUCAGGCGUGCAGAGGAAGCCUGCGGCGUGUCCCGUGGACUCCCUGGCUUCAGCCCUGCAGGAGCAGCUCACCUACGACCGGGACUCCGACAGCCUGACCACGUCGCCUUCCUCCAGCAGCAUCGACACCUGCAGCAGCCACAAGAUGUCCCAGGCCUUCGGCAAGUCGCGCGGCAGCCCCGUCCGCCAGGCGGCCGCCGGGCCGGGCGAGCGGGGGGAGGCGGCCGAGUGCAGCGGCUCCUCGUUCUCGGAAACGGAGGGAUGCAGUAACGAGGGGCCGAAACUGGCGCGGUCGGUGACCGACGGGGAGCUCCGUCACCAGGUCCUCAGCCCCCUCGGCCACCACGGGAGAGCCUGCAGUUUUGGAGGAUUUGAUCUGAAUAACCGCUUGGGGCACGCAGUCACCUCGGACGCUAACAAAGAUGGAGAUGGUGCCGCCAAAGACGGUGUCAGGUCUCCGCCAACAUCUCGCAUUUCACUGGGCAAGAAGGUCAAAUCUGUGAGGGAAACCAUGAGAAAACACAUAUCCAAGAGAUACUACAACUCCGUCUCUGAGCAGUCCAGUCCAGACCGAGCGUCCAGCUGCCCUCACUCUCCUCACACCGACUCCGACUCUUUGGAGAAGCCCAAGCUGAAGCCUGGAGGCUCGGUGGAAAGCCUGAGGAGCUCGCUCAGUGGCCAGAGUUCAAUGAGCGGUCAGACGGUGGGAACCACCGACUCCUCCAACAGCAACAGAGAGAGCGUGAAGUCCGAGGACGGGGAGGAAGACGAGCUGCCUUACCGCGGACCCUUCUGUGGACGAGCGCUGGUUCACACCGACUUCACCCCGAGUCCGUACGACACAGACUCGCUCAAACUGAAGAGCGGAGACGUCAUCGAUAUCAUCAGCAAGCCUCCGAUGGGGACGUGGAUGGGGAUGCUCAACGGCAAAGUCGGCACUUUCAAGUUCAUUUAUGUGGACGUCCUGAACGAAGAGGAGGUGAAGCCCAAAAAGACUCGCAGGAGGAGGAGGGCCCGGCAGCCCAAACCCACCUCCGUGGAGGAGCUGCUCGAUCGCAUCAACCUCAGAGAGCAUCUCCCCACCUUCCUGUUCAACGGCUACGAGGAUCUGGACACGUUCAAGCUGCUGGAGGAGGAGGACCUGGACGAGCUGAACAUCAGAGACCCCCAGCACAGAGCCGUGCUGCUCACCGCCGUGGAGCUGCUGCAGGAGUACGACGGGAGCAGCGACCCGGAGCGCAGCAGCCAGUGCGGAGGCUCUCAGGAGAAGCUGCUGCAGGACAGGCGCGGCCUCCUGGGAGAUUCCCCGCGGGACUCGGGCUGCUACGAGAGCAACGAGAACCUGGAGAACGGUAACGACAGCCUGACCCGCCUGUGAACUCUGUUCCUCCCCUCCAGGCCUCCUCCGGCCUCUCGAGAAAGACUCGCCGACCCUCGACGUCACGCUUCACCCUCCUCUGGAAAGACUGCUGUUAUCACACUGAUCCAUCUAACCAGUCAUUCUUUCUUCUGUUUCUUGGAUUACGGAGCCCGUUUACAUGGCAGUUAAAAUCCAGUUAGUGGGAGUAAUCAGAUUAUCGUAGUAAUCUGAUCUGACACGUUUACAUGCACUUCAGAAAUGACAUGUUUCAGGCCGUCAUCGAUCGAUCAGGAGCAACUCAAACUUCCUGUUGCUUUCUAAACAUCUGGUCGUGUCUCAGCAUCGGCGGUCCGGGCAACUUUCUGAGCUGCUCGUUAUACUUGUUGUCUUUCAUCUUCCCACGUCACUUUCAUUUUAAUUUUUUUUUUUAGAUGUGCAGAAGUGAAAUAAUGAAUAAAAAAAAGUAAAUCAGAUUAAUGGGUAUACAUGCUUCCAUAUCUUAAAUAUGUUAAUCUGAUAAAACUCAUGCGUUAUGUUGAUUCACUGAUCUGAUAACUCCAGAAAUCAGAUUUUAAAGCGUGCAUGUAAACGGGCUCGUUGGGUCAGACUCCAUUCAGUGCUUUUAAAAGCUGACAUGCCUUUCUUUUUUCUUUUUUUUUUUUUUUCAAGAAUAAAAUCUACCAGUCAGUAUUAAAAAAAACAAAAACGGAAGACUGAAAAUGUUGGUGCCACACGGGGAUGUUGACUUACACGAAGUGAAGCUGAGCAGUGACGCCUUCACUCUGUCAGUCUGUUCGCUCUUCUCGUAGAUCUCCACACAAAUAGAUCCCCCGUCGUGUGGUGGUUUUUUGCAUUUGCUUAAAAGGGUGACUGUUGAACCGACGUGUGGUGAGAGUGUUUGAACAACUGUAGACUUAACUUAGUUUAAAAAAAGAAAUAAAACUUUCUCAGUGGCCGCGGUACUUCUUUUCUGUGAGUGCUUGCUUUUUUCUCAUGGCUAUAUCACACUCGCUGUGGUUCUGGGGUUUGGCUUCGGUCUGCAAAGCGUCGAAGGACUUGUUCUUGUUGUAAAUGAGAGCUCUGAAUGUCUAAAGUUCAUGUGGUUUAAAGGUGUGUGAUCAGCCAUGCGUGUACAGUCAAAUUCUGCUGUUUCUUUGUAUAUUUUUUUAAUUGAGUAAAAAAAAAAAUAAUAAUAAUGUUGCACAAUAUUUUAUCACGUGCCUGAAAACUGUACAUUGCAGAAUAAUUUAAAUAUUUACUUAGGAGUACAAAUAUAAUUGUUAUAAUUUGGCUUUUUGUAUAACUGUAAAUGCAGAGAGUGUUACUGCGACUGUAAGAUGUUCAACAGGUUAAGAUCUGAUUCGAUCUUCUGACUGAAGCUGUUUUCGAGUCUGAAGUCUCUCCAUCAUUUUGAAGUGUUUCUGUCAUGAUUGAGCGUGAUGAAUAAACUGCUACGUGCUUUA
This is a messenger RNA of Salarias fasciatus (jewelled blenny), 4153 nucleotides long. Its product is annotated as SAM and SH3 domain-containing protein 1-like. The transcript is spliced from 17 exons. Bases 102 to 2708 code for a protein of 868 amino acids. NCBI's taxonomy places the organism in Eukaryota, Metazoa, Chordata, Actinopteri, Blenniiformes, Blenniidae. Gene Ontology annotation, molecular function: protein binding. The record is from RefSeq and is a predicted model, not a curated record.